This is a messenger RNA of Eriocheir sinensis (Chinese mitten crab), 744 nucleotides long. RefSeq lists its product as uncharacterized. NCBI's taxonomy places the organism in Eukaryota, Metazoa, Arthropoda, Malacostraca, Decapoda, Varunidae. The transcript is spliced from 2 exons. The record is from RefSeq and is a predicted model, not a curated record. The coding region runs from base 1 to 744 and encodes 247 amino acids.
AUGAACCACCAGUGCCAGGCUACACUGCAAGUGCCCAGGCAACAACAAACUAAAUACCAGGCCAUGUGGCCCUCACCACCAGCAGGGCUGGUCACAGGCCAAGUGGCCCUCAGAGAUGGCCCCAUCCCUGAAAGCCCCAUCCCUGCCAGCCCCAUCCCUGAAAGCCCCAUCCCUGCCAGCCCCAUCCCUGAAGGCCCCAUCCCUGAAAGCCCCAUCCCCAUCCCUGAAAGCCCCAUCCCUGCCAGCCCCAUCCCUGCCAGCCCCAUCCCUGAAAGCCCCAUCCCUGAAAGCCCCAUCCCUGCCAGCCCCAUCCCUGAAAGCCCCAUCCCCAUCCCUGAAAGCCCCAUCCCUGACAGCCCCAUCCCUGCCAGCCCCAUCCCUGAAAGCCCCAUCCCUGCCAGCCCCAUCCCUGAAAGCCCCAUCCCUGCCAGCCCCAUCCCUGAAAGCCCCAUCCCCAUCCCUGAAAGCCCCAUCCCUGACAGCCCCAUCCCUGCCAGCCCCAUCCCUGAAGGCCCCAUCCCUGCCAUCCCCAUCCCAGCCAGCCCCAUCCCUGACAGCUCCAUCCCUGCCAACCCUUCCCCAGGCCACACAGCAUUCUCUAGGGGCUGUUUGGACAUGACAGGGACAAGUAACAGCCCCUAUACCCCCACAAGCCUUCCCAAGACCACACAGCUUCCUCUAGACCAGGGCUACUCUACUGGCUGCCUGCGGUCUGAAUACGGGUUUUCUGAGUAUUGUAGUUAG